AUGACAUACUACGCCGGCGUAACCCGCGACAGCGACAGCCUGAAAUUAGUGUUCUCCUCCCCGACUAUCGGCCCUGCUCUCAUUAUUUUAGACGCCAACCUCGCUGUGACGACUCCAUUGAAUGUAUGGAUUCAGACUGGUGUCCGCGCCAUCGAUCACUGUGUCGAAUCGUUCUGCAAUCUGAAGCGUGUCGCUGGAUUCGAUGAGGCUUGUGUCAAGGGAUUGCAACGUCUCAUCCCUGCUCUCUUGCUCUGCAAAGCCGAUCCGUCAAAUGCUAAAAACGCGACAAGAUUGUCAACUCGGCAUCCCGGACGCCAUGAUGCCUUUACACAAAGGCGUCGUCCACGGUGCCAGUCACGAAGUGGGCACCGGCUCGGACCUCUGGGUGUUGGACACGGAAUAACGAGUUGUAUCCUGCUACCGGCUGUGUGUAAAUGGAACGCUAAGCAGAAGGCUAACGUCGAAAGGCAGAAGUUGAUGGAGAAGAUAUUGUGGGACAUCGAUGCUGCGAGAGAGUUUUUUGAGGCAAGGGGACUCAAGAAGGGAGAGGCAGACUUGGAAGACCUGAUAGAUGCGAUUGUGAGGGAGAAGUUUGAGGAUCUGGCGGUCAAUGCCCUGGAGGAUAAUUGCACGCAGGCUAAUCCGGCAAGAAUCUACAAGCAAGAGCAGGUGCUGGAGAUUCUGGAGAUGUGUGCUUGA
Messenger RNA from Letharia columbiana, 699 nucleotides. RefSeq lists its product as uncharacterized. Gene Ontology annotation, molecular function: metal ion binding; alcohol dehydrogenase (NAD+) activity. The record is from RefSeq and is a predicted model, not a curated record. Lineage: Eukaryota; Fungi; Ascomycota; Lecanoromycetes; Lecanorales; Parmeliaceae. Bases 1 to 699 code for a protein of 232 amino acids. Gene Ontology annotation, cellular component: mitochondrion. The transcript is spliced from 2 exons.